AAUAACACAAAAUACCAUAAAUCCUACAAAAUUGCACAACUUUACAGUAAAAUAUUAAAGUAGGCUAUUACGUUUGUUUAAAAAAAGUUACAUGUUACAAAAUCACAUUUUACUCUCUGGUUAUGUAAGCUAGUUGGACAGAAAAAAGAAUAUUGUUGGCCAAUGUGUAAUUGCAUAGCAAGCAACAUAACAGGCCAUAUUUUAUUAUUUGCCUACUAUUAUUACGAUAUGAGUAAGCUGCAUACAUGCCUUUAUCUUUUGCAUGUCUUCCCCUCUUCCUUUUUAUUUGUUUACGUUACUUAAAUUGGCCUCCGGUGGCUUAGACCUUUUGCCUUACCAUAAUUUAGCGUUGAUUUAGAACUUGUCCCGCUGUCCCUACAGACGUCACCUCAUCCCUUCUUCUCGUAUACUUUUGAGUGAGUUGUCUUCUCCGAGCGCACACUCCGAGUCCCUCCCGACCAGGUUAAUUUACCCACCGAGUGCCAUGAUAUCAUUGACGUUGCGUGCAAAUGAGCGGUAAAAACCCGAUCGCGCAUUCGUUUGUUUGUUUGUUUUUUUGUUUUGUUUUUUUCUUGCGCGGGUGCCCUGGGCCGACCAGGGCUAAACCCGUCACUGAAUGGUUUUAAGGAAAAGGUUAGGCUACUCAGCUUAGUAAGCCUACAUUUGGCCGCGUCCAGUUUCUAGAGCAUCCAUAUUUCAACCCAGUGCCAUGACAACACCGGCCCUCGCGGCCAAAUAAACUGACCGGCCCACCGGGAAUUCUCCCGGUGCUCCCGAUUAGCCAAUCCGGGCCUGCUUGGAGGUAAGUAGCACAAGUAAGUAGCACUUUCUUUUAAAUGGGUUAUACUGCAAGAAAUAAAUAUUUUCCUUGAUCUUUUAAGCAACAAAUAAGACCCUUUUAAAUGGAUAUUUGUGCUUUGUACAUGUGAUAGUCGUCUCUCUCAGUGGCUUUGGUUGUGAUGAAUGAAUGUAGGAGAAGUCAGCUGUUUAGGCAUGAUUGGUUAAGCAGUCGGGUGUGGCUAGAGCCAGUUUUCUGAUUGGCCAACUCAUUAGUAACGGUCAAGGAGAGCAUCAGAAGGGAGUGUGCGUGCAGGGAUGUAUGGUUUAAUGCUAAUCAGACAGAGAUUAGACCGAUUUACAGACCACCCACCUUCUUCCAGUAAUCCCAGCAUUGCAGCCUGUGUAGAAUAUUUUUCUGUUUACUUAAAAAAUAUAGUAUAAAGUCAGUAAACCUAGUGAUUUUUUUUUUCUCUGUGUGUGUACCAAGAAGGUCUAUAAUACCGUUAGCAUUUCCUAACAAACCUUGACCCCUUUGAGUCAAGCCACAAGAAGUCUAUUUUUGGAUCUGCAUACUACCAUACUAUUACUAUUUCUGCUGGAUUUGCCGUAGGCACUUUGGGCCUUUCCAGUGUGAUGAAUUAUUUGGAAUAUCAAGUAGAGAACAAUUGUUGUCAACAAAAUCUGGUUCUUUUCCGACUAUUCGAUCAAACUACCAGAGGGAAAGGGUUUUUUUUUUUUUUAACACAAAAUGGAAAAUACACAGUAUACAUACUAUAGAAAAAGCAGUAAUACAAUGUCGUAUGCUAUUUGUGGUGGUUUAUUUCUAAGGACACCGACACUAAACCACCUGGGCAGUAAUUGUAUUGUGGCUGAUAAAUUAGCGUGAGAGCACAGGGGGUUAUUAAAACUAGAAAAUCCUGUCUUUACCUUAGCCAUGCAAGACACGCACGGUCCCGUCUCCUCAAAAGACCCACAUCUAAAACAAAAUCUUAUUUAGAAUUAGUUAUUUCUCUAAAUAGUAUCUGAGAAAUCACACCGGUCUCUAUGACAGCCCUCUCAGUCAAGUCUUUUGGUGAGAGGGCAUUUGAUUGCAGGACUAAUUCCAUUCCCUUGUUCUCUAUAUGCCAGGAAUCAAUUUUGUAAAUACAAAUUUGGAUACUAGCAAGGGCCUUGAGCUGCUAAACAUUGGAACAGUAUUGCGAGAUUGCGCAUUUAAUAAAUGUAGCAGAUAAUUUUCAGUAACAUAGCUGUAUAACAUUCUGUUGUUUGGUUUUGUCUAGCGAAGGUUUCUGAGAACAGGAUACAGGAAUUACAAUACAGUCAUGGAAAUGGCUGAUCCCCUGAUAAGUGUUGCCAACUAGGGAGCAGCUUGAGAGUCAUGUUAGAAUAAUUGCUAACAUGGCUAUAACAUCUUUAAAUUCACCAUGAAAAUUCACCCACAUCUUUUUUCUAGAACGAUUCAUCAUGCAUGUUUCACUUUCUAAUUUCUUUUGACCUCAAAAUAUUUCAUCAAAACUCAAUCCUCCAGUGAAACAAUGAAGACUUCUCUCUGUCUCACACCAAUAAUGUGACUUAAGCUACUUGAUUCCAGUUCGUUUACAGUUGUUGCAGACUUUAAGGGUCAAACCAUUACCUGUCCUUGACCUUACAGGUGGUCAAGUAUUCAGCUGAGAAAUUAUGUAAGCACCAAAUUAGUAUGUCUCCAACUUUUCGGAUCCUAUUGGGUUCAGAUUAUUUUGGUUUAUGUAUAUCUGGCAAAUCACCCUUUUCUCAUUUUCUCAUUCACUAUCUAUCACUUGUUCCCUGCUUGGCACUCUUGGUUAACUCCAGUUCCUCCAGUUACUUCUUGAUGAGCUGCUCUACAGGAUUACCAAACAAGAUUAGAAGAAAAAAAAAGAAAAAUCCCUUUCCAUCUGCCUACCUGCCACAGGAUCGCCUUAUACACCUGCGCUUAUCUUUGACAACCUGGACAGCACUUUAUAACAACAAUAAUAUACUGUCAUAACUAUCAGUGGAUACUGUGUAACAGGUAUGCACAGGUGUUGGAAGCUUUGGUCACAUCGUCCGAAGUGAAGCAGCAACUAUUGCACAACAGCUUAAUUUUUAAGCCACAGGAAGACACUAUGUGGAAGUUCAUAUGGUCCUGCACUUUGUGGUGUUUAGGCUGCGUUUUUGCAGUAGGCCAACUGGAUAUUACUGCAGAGGAAACUGAACGGAUUCCCGCACUCAUGAACGCAGAUAAGCGCUCACAAAGAUUUUUUCAAAUGUUUGGAAGCCAAGAACACUUGCCAAGACAUAAGCGUGGUGUUUUUUUGUCCAGUGGAGUACGCCUUUGCUAUCAAGAAACAGUGCAGCAAGCCAUCACAAACCAUCUUAAAUACUACCAACUCAGAGUGUGUCAGGAAGUUGUGUGGGAGGCCUUCAAAAUCUUCUUGGAGCGCCUCCCCAGUCAAGAAGAGUACCGGAACUGGAUGAGCCAAUGCCAGACAGAUAGAGUCUCCAUACGGGAGAUUGGCAUUUAUUUUAGCCAAUCAGAGGAACACUUAGCACUUGUCCACAGAAGACUUGCACAGACGAUACUGAAAAGUAAGAUACCUACAUACUCAGUAUGCAGACCAGAGGAUUCUUCCCAAGAGCAAAACAGUGUGCCACCAGCAGAGACCACUGUGUUGGUGACCACAGCAUUUCCAGAUGAGGUCACCUCUGAGAGCGUGAAGGAAGUUACUGCAGAAGCACCAUCUGCUGUCGUGACAAUGGAGCUGGAUACCGAGAUCACUAAUGAGAUUGAGCAGGAGGCAGCUGCUUUGCCUACACGUCCUCUGGUUGAGCAGAGGGUAGAGCUGACUAUGUUACUGACUGGAGAACCAUGGAGUGAAGAGCUGCUCAACUCCACCAGCAGUGAGCAUAGCAGACUCACUCAGCGGAUCACAGAGAAGAUUUCCGCUGCUUUGGAGAAACUAACAGAAUUCAAGAGUGUUUCAGUUUUGAACAUCAGGCCACAGGUGGAUCCCUCAAGUGGUGACAAGGCUGUACUGGUGGAAUAUGUUGUGUCCCUCCAGAACAACAGUGAAGUGAUCAGCAGUGAGACACUGGACUUCAUUAAUCUUCAAUCCAACAUGGUAGAGGGCACCUUUAGUUACUCAGAGGGGCCCACAGUCCAGUACACCAUUAUUGACCUCCACCCUGACAUCAAUGAGGCUCUGCAUGAGGAAACAUCUCCAGAGGAAACCCAUCCUGCCGAGGAGUUCCCAGACCCUGACCACAAGGGUGAUAUUUUAUCAGUAGAAAAACCGUCUGAGCUGCCUGGAGAAGUGGCAAAGGAGGUCUUUACCAUUAGUGACCAUUUGGAUCCUACUGUGUCUGAAGAGGAAGGUAUGGGAGAGCAAGAUGUCAUAAAUUUAGAUGAGAACACACCACCCCUUAUAGACCAUCUCAGCAGUAGUUUCUCAGAGGACCUUCAAGACAAGGACAUGGCAUUACUUUUUCCUCCUAGCCAGACCCCUACUGUGGAAGGUGAAGCUGUUGGUCCCGUUAUCGAUGCCAAGCAAGACAGUGACAUUACAAUGUAUGACCUUGAUCCCGCCUCUGGAUCUGGUGCAAUAGAAAACAAUUGGGUAACUGUCCAUCCUAAUGAGGCUCAGGAGCCAGUUGGAGAGACAGAAGUUGAUGAAGAGUUUUUGAUUAACGUAGACAUGCCACAGAUAGAGGACUAUGAAUUCUCCACAAUUACAACAGUGGUUGAAGAGGACCAGAUCUUGCCUGUGGAAACCACAGAAUUGAUUACUGUUGAAGCUGGAGAAGAUGAAAACCUACAACAUGGUAGUGAUGCACCCGCAAUGCCAUCAGUCAAGGUGGCUGAGGUAGAAUCUACCCCAGAACCUGAGAAAGAGCUCAUAUUACCUGCAGAAGAAGAGGGGCAAGAGGAAGACAACAAGGAAGAAAGUGUUCUAAUAGAAACACAAAAGGAUGAGGAAACUGAAGUUGCUGUAAUCACAAAGGAGAAAUCAGAGGAGACUGAAGAAGAGGAAGAAUAUGUUGACAUUACCACAAUGCCACAGGAGAACAAAGAUUUUGUACUCACAGAUAUAUCAGCUAUACAGUUAUCAGAGGAAAUUCUAAAAGAGGAUGAGAUCCUAUUGGUCACCAUUGAACCAGCAAGCCCAGUCUACCCAACACCACUUUCACCUGAGAUAGAACAACCCUUCUCCCUCAUGACCAUGAAAACCCCAGAAGAGGUUGAGUUGGGGCAUACCUUAAAUUCAGAAGUCAUGACUACAUCUCUGGAUGUGAUCGAUUACAGAGAGGAAGAGGGUAGUGGUGUCCCUAGUGUCAUUCAGGGGGAUGGAGUUUCCAGCAUUGCCUUGCCAACUAACCCUGGGAGGUCUUUGAUGGUGUUUUUCAGUCUUCGUGUAACUAACAUGAUGUUCUCUGACGAUCUGUUCAAUAAGAGCUCUGCAGAGUACAAAGCCUUGGAGCAACGGUUCCUUGAACUGUUGGUGCCAUAUCUGCAGUCAAACCUCAGUCACUUUGAGAACCUGGAGAUCUUAAACUUCAGAAAUGGAAGUAUUGUGGUGAAUAGCCGUAUGAAGUUUGGGAGGCCCGUUCUUCGUGAAGUCAAUACUGCUGUUUACCUCAUUCUUGAGGACUUCUGCAACACUGCUUACCAGACCAUGAACCUUGCCAUUGACAAAUAUUCGUUGGAUGUCGAAUCGGGGGAACAUGCAGACCCGUGCAAGUUUCAGGCAUGUAAUGAGUUUGCAGAAUGUACAGUGAACCGCUGGUCAGGUGAGGCUGAAUGUGUGUGUAACGCUGGUUACUUCAGCGUGGACGGACUACCCUGCCAGAGCGUCUGUGACCUUCAGGAUGACUUCUGCCUGAAUGAUGGGAAAUGUGAUGUCAUUCCAGGACAAGGAGCCAUCUGCAGAUGCCGUGUGGGGGAAAACUGGUGGUACAGAGGGGAACAUUGUGAAGAAUAUGUUUCUGAGCCACUCGUAGUUGGAAUUGCCAUAGCAUCUGUUGCUGGAUUCCUGCUGGUGGCAUCAGGAGUAAUCUUCUUCUUAGCAAGAACUCUGAGAGACCAGUAUGACAAGGACGAGACGGAAGACCCAGCACGGAGCGAUGACAGUCCACCGUUUAUAGACAGAGCCACUAAGUACAACCCCAUGUUCGAGAGCGAUUUAACGACAGGCUACAGUCAUUACUACCAGCGGUACCCAGAGCCCCCAGUCCACAGCAGCACCAGUGCUGAAGCAUCCACUGACUUCAGCAGUGAAGAGAUACAGCAUAUUUAUGAGAACAGCGAACUCACCAAGGAGGAGAUUCAAGAUCGCAUACGCAUCCUUGAACUCUACACAAGAGAUCGUCAGUUUGCAGAUUUUUUGCGGCAGCAUCAAAUAACAAUGGAUAAUCGAAGAGAAAGUUCCUCCUCAUAGGAAAUAUGUCCAAUAUCCUGCUGGGUGCAUGACGUUGAAGAAACUUGUCUUUUGGGAAAUUACCUCUCAAUGAUUUCUGAACAAUUUUUCUUCUGCGUCUCUUUUUCUCUUAGAGACUUUACCAUCACAAAUUAAAAUGGGUAACUAUGGAUCUUUCUUAAAAUACGUUUUAAGAAAGAAAAAGAUAUUUUGUUUCUUUUAUUAUUUUUUGCCCUACUGUUAAAGACUGUUUCACUUUUUGUCUGUAUUGGAACAAAUUCACGGUCACAGACAAUAUUUAUGUCAUUGGUUGAAAUGUUUUGUUAGUGCCUUCUGUUCUUAUAGCUGUGGUCCGUCUCUCAGCCAAACAAUCUUUGGUGUUCAGAGAAAAAGAUUCCUGAUGCAUUAUUCUUGAAAGUUACUUGAAUGAAUGACCAUUGCUGUUCUAUUACUUUUAGUACAUUACAUGUAUGUUUUAUUCUUUGGUACCUUUUAUAGUUUCACUGCUUUUCAGAAAUUAAAAAAAAAAAAAAAAAAAAAA
Molecule: messenger RNA, 6732 nt
Organism: Megalobrama amblycephala (Wuchang bream)
Lineage: Eukaryota; Metazoa; Chordata; Actinopteri; Cypriniformes; Xenocyprididae
Gene: impg2a
Product: interphotoreceptor matrix proteoglycan 2a
Exons: 21
Coding region: 2904-6212 (1102 amino acids)
Biological process (GO): visual perception
Molecular function (GO): heparin binding; hyaluronic acid binding
Source: RefSeq, a predicted model, not a curated record